ACAAUUUUUGCAAUAAGAGGUAACUUCAUCCUAGUGUCUCAUCUUGAAGACGAGCUGUGAUGAAAAAAAAAUAUAAAGAAUUAAUACGGAAGGAUAUCUGAGUAGUGAGUAUUAGCCAAUGAAUUGGCACAUGGAUCCCCACCCUAUCUGUGCCUUUUCCUAUGUGUGUGAAUUUAAAUGAUAACUGAAGAAAACUAAGGAAGGAAGGAAGAGUGAGCGUGAAAGAUGCCUUGGGUGAGGCUUUCAGAGUCUCCAAGGCUCGACGUUGCUAUUGACAUGGGUAAUCCAUUUCUCAAUCUCACUGUUGAUGGUUUCCUUAAGAUCGGAGCUGUCGCAGCCACGCGAUCAGCUGCUGAAGAUACUUAUCAUAUUAUCCAAAAGGGGAAUAUCUCAAGUCGUGAUUUCGAGAAAACUUUGAAGAAGAUGUGUAAAGAAGGUGUAUAUUGGGGAACUAUAGCUGGCGUUUAUGUUGGAAUGGAAUAUGGGGUAGAGAGGAUCCGUGGCACCAGAGACUGGGUAAUUCUCUCCAGAGGGUGGUUGGACUUACACUUACCGUUUGCCCAACUACCAGCAUUUUAUACAAAGAAUGCCAUGAUUGGGGGUGCAGUAACUGGGGCCCUGGUAUCUGCAGCCAGCAACAACAAGAAAGACAAGAUUGCGAUAGAUGCCAUUACUGGGGCAGCAAUUGCUACUGCUGCAGAGUUUAUAAAUUACCUUACCUGAAUGAAUGAAAGUGGAUGUCUUGCUGGUUUUCUUGCAUGUUUUGGAAAGGGAUUGCACACUCAGUCUCUUUUGUCAUCAUCUGUACCGGUUCCGUCUUGAUAUUGGUGCAGUUACUUCUAAGAUAUUCUAUUUAUUUAACUUUCUAUAAAACCUAUGAUUUGAUAAAUUGUAUUGGCCAAUCGGUUUCUGCAUGUUAGUAGCUUUGCCUUGCAAUUUUGUUAAUGCAUGUUCAGUUCGAUUUAGUCUUUGGGUUUUGGAAUGAUGAAGGUUCUGGAUGGACAUGUUUUCAAAUUUAA
Messenger RNA from Glycine soja, 1019 nucleotides. Its product is annotated as outer envelope pore protein 16, chloroplastic-like. Gene Ontology annotation, molecular function: amino acid transmembrane transporter activity. The record is from RefSeq and is a predicted model, not a curated record. Bases 226 to 723 code for a protein of 165 amino acids. NCBI's taxonomy places the organism in Eukaryota, Viridiplantae, Streptophyta, Magnoliopsida, Fabales, Fabaceae. The transcript has 6 exons. Gene Ontology annotation, biological process: protein import into chloroplast stroma. Gene Ontology annotation, cellular component: chloroplast outer membrane.